CCGUAAUUUAGCGUCAGAACGUUCUGGUCGGUUUUGGGAUUUUUAUUUUUCCGUGAUCCAGUCCUUUUGUACGGAGAUGCCGCCGCAGGAAAAAUUCGGCACACCCGUUCAUCUGGACAAGGCUUGCGAUGAUAAAGCGACAGCCUGUCAGAGUUCUUUGGGAUCGGAGGUGCCACGAUCGAACGGGAGCAACAAAGAAAUGGAUGACACGCGGGACAUGGACUUCGACGAGUUGCUGCCCUACGUCGGUGAAUUCGGUGUAUAUCAGAGGAUCCUGUUUGUUCUGAUGAUACCGUUCGCCUCUUUCGUCGCCUGGGUGUACUUCUCGCAGAUCUUCAUCACCCUGAUACCGGACGAGCAUUGGUGCUGGGUGCCGGAACUCGAGGGUCUCGCCGUCGAGCAAAGGUACUCGCUGGCGAUACCGAUCGACCGUGAAGGUUACUCGAGAUGCAGCAUGUACGAUGUAAAUUACACCGAGGUGCUGUCGAACGGAGUCCUGUUUCCGGACCCUACGUGGCCAACGAAAGCCUGCCAGUACGGCUGGGAGUUUAAUUACACCACCAUCCCUUACGCGACCGUGGCGACCGAGUUAGGAUGGGUGUGCGAGUACAGUGCCCUCCCAACCGCGGCGCAGAGUAUUUUCUUCAUCGGCGCCAUCUUUGGAGGUCUGAUCUUCGGUUGGAUAGCCGAUCAGUACGGCAGGAUACCGGCUCUGAUAGGAUCGAAUCUGAUGGGAUUUUUAGCAGGUGUCGCGACCGCGUUCUCGCAGUCCUUCUGGCAGUUCACGUUGUGUCGCUUCUUUGUCGGGUUCGCCUUUGAUAAUUGCUUCACCAUGAUGUACAUACUAGUGCUGGAAUACGUGGGACCAAAAUGGCGUACGUUCGUGGCGAACAUGUCGAUAGCGAUGUUCUUCACGUUCGCCGCCUGUAUUUUACCAUGGAUCGCGUACUGGUUGGCCGACUGGCGGAUGACCUGUAUCGCGACGUCGGUUCCUCUCGUUUUGGCGGUGGUCACGCCAUGGGUGAUACCGGAGAGCGCCCGAUGGCUCGUCAGCCAGAACGAAGUGGACAGAGCCAUCAAAAUCCUGGGGAAAUUCGAGCGAAUAAACGGCACGAAAGUGCCCGAAGACGUCUAUAAGCGAUUUCGGGAAACAUGUGCGAAAAUAUGCAAAGAGGAGGAAGCGGACAGAACGUACUCUGUACUCGAUUUGUUUAGGACACCACGGCUAAGAAACAUCACGGUAUUAUUUAUCAUUAUAUGGAUGGUGAUAUCUCUGGUGUUCGAUGGUCACGUGCGAAACGUCGAUAACUUGGGCUUGGACGUCUUCGUGACGUUCACGAUCGCGGCGGCGACCGAGUUUCCCGCCGACACGCUCCUUACGGUGGUCCUUGACAGAUGGGGCAGAAGAUGGCUGGCCUGCGGCUCGUUGGUCAUUUCCGGAAUCUUCAGUAUCUGGGCCUGUGCUGUCUCGAACAACAUUUACUCGGCGACGCUGGCCAUUUUCGGUCGUUUCUGGAUAAACAUCUCGUACAAUAUUGGUCUUCAGUACGCGGCGGAAGUGCUCCCGACGGUCGUCAGGGCGCAGGGCGUAGCGUUGAUACACAUAAUGGGAUACGUCGCGAGCAUUUUGGCCCCAUUCGUCGUGUACCUCGCUAUCGUCUCGCCGGUGCUGCCUCUGUUGGUGUUAGGUGUAAUCGGGAUCGCUGGCGGUCUCGUAACGCUGUUUCUGCCGGAAACGCUGGAUAAAGAUCUUCCGCAGACAUUGCAGGACGGCGAGAACUUCGGGAAAGAUCAGAAAAUGUGGGAUUUCCCUUGCAUCGGAAGGAAACCCGAGGACGUGGAAAAACCACCGACCUUCAAAACCUUCUCCCGAGGCAGCGUGAGGAACACGAUGAGAGCUUCGAUUCGCGGCGAGACGUUAAGGAGCAGCAUGAUACGAAGAUCGAGCGUGAGGUCGAGGAUCGAGACUGGCGGCAACACGACCACGGAGGUGGAGAGAUUGUAGCGAAGGCGUUCGCGAUGAAAAUCUCAAUCGCUUUGAUCUCGAUCGAUAAGAUCCUCUACCCCAU
Molecule: messenger RNA, 2069 nt
Organism: Dufourea novaeangliae
Lineage: Eukaryota; Metazoa; Arthropoda; Insecta; Hymenoptera; Halictidae
Product: organic cation transporter protein
Exons: 8
Coding region: 77-2005 (642 amino acids)
Biological process (GO): transmembrane transport
Cellular component (GO): membrane
Molecular function (GO): transmembrane transporter activity
Source: RefSeq, a predicted model, not a curated record